Sarcophilus harrisii (Tasmanian devil) is the source of this 3043-nucleotide messenger RNA. It is a transcript of the gene NUDCD2, whose product is annotated as NudC domain containing 2. The transcript has 4 exons. Gene Ontology annotation, biological process: protein folding. Bases 202 to 675 code for a protein of 157 amino acids. NCBI's taxonomy places the organism in Eukaryota, Metazoa, Chordata, Mammalia, Dasyuromorphia, Dasyuridae. The record is from RefSeq and is a predicted model, not a curated record. Gene Ontology annotation, cellular component: cytoplasm.
UUCUGAAUUUCAGCUUUCACUUCUAGCUCUGACUUUUACUAUGAUGUUCGCCGAGGGGAAAAAAACUCUGAUUUCCGUUCGAAUUUCACUGAGCUUUGCGCGUGCGCCAUGACCUAUCUGCAGGGGGUGCAGAAACGCUUCUGCGCCUGCGCCCAGGAUUCUUAGUUGGCACUGAGAGAAUCGCUGGGACCCGAGGGAAGCAUGUCUGCCCCAUUUGAGGAGAGAAGUGGGGUGGUGCCUUGUGGGACGCCCUGGGGCCAAUGGUACCAAACCCUAGAGGAAGUAUUUAUCGAAGUCCAGGUACCACCGGGCACUCGUGCUCAGGAAAUCCAGUGCGGCCUGCAGAGUCGCCAUGUGGAGCUAGCUGUGCGGGGCCAGGAGAUUCUUAAGGGCAAACUCUUUGAUUCUACAAUAGCUGAUGAGGGAACGUGGACAUUAGAGGACAGAAAAAUGGUUCGAAUAGUUCUUACCAAGACAAAGAGAGACGCAGCAAAUUGUUGGACCUCUCUUUUAGAAACUGAAUAUGCAGCUGAUCCUUGGGUACAGGACCAAAUGCAAAGGAAACUUACCCUAGAGAGAUUUCAAAAAGAAAACCCUGGUUUUGACUUCAGUGGAGCAGAAAUCUCCGGAAACUACAGUAAAGGUGGACCAGAUUUCUCUAGUCUUGAAAAAUAAAAACUGCCAUUUUUAACUAUGUUCCAUGGAGCCUAGGAAGAUGUUGCCAAUGAAAAAAGGAUUGGAUUAUGUGAUAGAAGAAAAUUUCACUUGCCUUUACAACUGAAUGAGAAUUGUAAAAAAACAAAACAUUUAAAUAGGACUUCAAAGAAUACAUUCAAAAUGUAGUUUUCAUAGAAACAUUCUGAAUCUCAAUGGAAACUUUUCUGGAGAAAUGGUCUUUUUUUUGGACUUAUUUUGCUCUGCAGGACAUUUUAAAAACAGGUCUUGAACUCUUAAGCAGUGGGCCAUAAUCAUGUGAAACUCAAGUGUGCCUUCAGGGGAAAUUUUAAGUUUUUUUUUUUUUUUUAAACUGUAAUUCAGAAUAACUGUCAAUAAAGCUUUCUAAUUUCAUUGUAGAUUUUACUCACCAAUUUUAGAGUACCAAAGGGAAAUAACUUGCCUUAGUGAAACAGUCCAACAAUGAUGGAAAAAUAAAGGAUGAUUCUUAAACUGGCAUAAUAGUCCUAUGAAACCUAGUUCUCUUUUGGUUUCAGUUAAAUUAAAUGCCUUAUAUUACUGAACUCUUUUUUUAUGGUCAUGAGGGAAAUGGGAUUAGAAUAAAAUAAAAACAAAAAUGUAAACAAAGGAUCUUUCUCAUAAACCUAAAUUUAACCCAUUUAAAAAAAAUCUUAGCAAUGAUUAAUUCCCCCUGAAUUGUCACAGUAAUCCACUAAAAGGCUUAUUGAAGUGAGAUACCCUAUGUAAGCAAAGAAUAUAAUUUUAUUAUUUCUUCAAUAGUCACUAUGUAACAAAUGGAUUGCUGAUAUUUCUUCUAGUAAAACUAAUAUCAAGUAUUUGGAUGUAACUGAUUAUUUGGAAAAUAAAAAAAUCAACAGAAGCCAAGGAUAGUUUCCAAUCCUUCAAGCUGCCAAUCUGUACAUGCUCAGUAAGCAGGACUGAGACCUAAUCUAAUUUUUACUAGUUAUUUACUAAUGAUCUACAGUGAUCUUCUUGGCAGGGAAUAAAUUAAGUGUCCAAUGUAGAAAUCCAAAUUUCAUAUUCUCUAGGACUUAUUUUACCCAAGCAAGUUAUAUACACAAAGAAAGGUAGAUAACCUAGCAAGUUUCUUUUGUAAUCAUAAAAGAUUUUAUACAUUUGAUUUCCCCCCCAAAGAUCCAAUAACCUCCAUUGGAUUGCUAAAACAUUCAUGACACAAAAAAGAUUAAGAAUUCCUUACUCCAUUGUGGAGUUAGGAUACACGUUUUUACUCUUUGUUAUAAGGACUCUAAGGGUUGUCACAUACUUUUACUUCCUAUCUCCACAGAUCAGAAGUAUGAACAUUUAAGUGGAAAUUAUAGAAUGAAAAAUUUUAUCUUGUAAGAAAAUAAAGCUGCCUAAAGGUAAAAUAGGCUAUUUCAUUUUGGGUAACCUUUUCUAAAGGUCCUUCUAAACAGGGCAUAUAUAAAAAGAGUCUUCAAAAAUAUAAGUUGGAUUAGAUUUCUAAGGUACUUUAAAAAUUUCAUUGUGAAUUACUUACCUGUAGUCACAUAGUCUCACAGAGCUUAGAAUAACAGUCAAGAUUUUCUAACCCUCAGGUCUAUGUCGGGUAGCUUUAUUUUGUUCGUUAGUAUAUACCUAAUUGGCAAUUUGGAGAUAAUUUUAACUAUAUACCACACAUUCCAGACAAUGCAUUUCAAUAGUUUUAUUGAAAGGUCAUUUUCUUAGUACCAGAACAUAAUGGUACUUUGUUAGGUUACUUCAGCCAACUUUAGUUUGCAUUGAUGAAUUAGAAAGGAAAUUCUUCAAUGAAUCAUGUGUUUAGGAGUAACUGAAGAGUGCAUCUGCAAAAUGCUUUACAAAACGAAGCAUAAGACAUGAGACAUACUGUGUGUUUCUUUGGUUUCUUUUUAAAGGUCUCCCCCCCCCCUCCCCCAGUUUUGAUUUUUCCACAACAUGAUGUCAAAGGGAAAUUGGAACUAGUUAGAGCUAUUGUGGAAGUUAAGUUAUAUAUUGCACUGAUUAUAUGCUUUCCCAACCCUAUAUAUAUAUAUGUUAAUUUAGUUUCAUUAACCUACAACUAGCCUUAAAUGCUCCAACUACCACAUAAUUUGUCUAUUAAAUUGCUACUUAUUUGAAUCUGGAUAGACAACUCACUUUAGUCUAAGUUGAACUGUUACAGGAGCAUUAUAACUAUAGCAUACCCCUUAUGUAUUGCUUCUAAAAACAAAGCUCUAUACUAACAAUUCAGUUUUAUACCAACAAUAAUCCUUAUUUAAAAGUUCUGGAGUGUUAGUGUUAGCAUACAUUGCUUUAGAAGGGCUCAGCUGAGGUUUCAGAUUGGUAGACUGAGUUGCUUUUAUACUAAAUUUUUUUUCCUUAGGGGCUA